This is a messenger RNA of Aspergillus pseudonomiae, 854 nucleotides long. RefSeq lists its product as uncharacterized. The transcript has a single exon. The record is from RefSeq and is a predicted model, not a curated record. The coding region runs from base 131 to 592 and encodes 153 amino acids. NCBI's taxonomy places the organism in Eukaryota, Fungi, Ascomycota, Eurotiomycetes, Eurotiales, Aspergillaceae.
AGGCGGAAAAGAUCACCGAAUGGACGAUCCUCUAACAAUGAGAGUUUGCCAGACUCCUAUCUCUCCUUUGUCCUACCCACGCAAAUCCCGACGUUAAGAUUCAGUCAUUUCAUAGUCUUACCAGCUCAGUAUGCUUGAGCUUUGCCAUCUCGAUGUCGAUCUUACAUCAGCCCAGCCGAUCUGCACUGCUGGAAUCGGGAGGCGAACUUUCUCGAUGAAUUUCCGCCGCAAUUGUCAUGUCCUAUCCGGAUUAGUUGCUGUAAGUAUUUUCAAUCUCCGCAUAGGAAUUUGCAGGGCUGGCUACGUCAGAGUUUUCCUCUUGGACAUCCUGAACCUAGCCUGGAGACGUCAAACCAGGGGCCACCGAUCCACGAGUGACAUAAAAGUGGCGAACAAGCUCAGCCAGCCGGCGAUCCGAAACCUGGGUCCAACGCUGGGCAUCACGCGAGAGCCUAUUAACUAUGUGGUGCUAGCAGACCACGCGAUAUCAUUCGCCAUAGAGCCUCAACCUAAUAUCUCUUCGCGAUUCUCGUGGUUGGCAGCAUGGCAAAGAAACAAAGGGCCCAGCCAGACCACCGACAACAACUACUAAGGUAGCUUAGUGGCAACCGCCCGGCGAAUCGGUACGUACGGAGUACUUUGAACCGUAACUACUACUUGGGGCCUUUUCCGUCCCACUUCAUUUUAAUUCUCCUCCCAUGCUUCAAUGUUCAUCAUUCUGUGCUAUCAUCGCCGUAUGUAUGUAAUGAUGUAUACUCGUAGGUUAUCCUGCUUUAGGUCACAAGAUUCCCGCACCUUCUGCAUGAAUACCUUACCGAAAAGAGAAGAGAUCCAUCGGCAUCACAUGACCUCCG